This is a messenger RNA of Salvelinus fontinalis (brook trout), 1451 nucleotides long. RefSeq names its product mitochondrial ribosomal protein S18C (gene mrps18c). The record is from RefSeq and is a predicted model, not a curated record. Lineage: Eukaryota; Metazoa; Chordata; Actinopteri; Salmoniformes; Salmonidae. Gene Ontology annotation, cellular component: mitochondrial small ribosomal subunit; ribosome. Gene Ontology annotation, molecular function: small ribosomal subunit rRNA binding; structural constituent of ribosome. Gene Ontology annotation, biological process: mitochondrial translation. The transcript has 6 exons. The coding region runs from base 809 to 1375 and encodes 188 amino acids.
AAGGAGCGAUAACUGGGGUAGCAGUAGAUAUAAACGUUGACCAACUGAGGGCAAAUAUUCCCGUUGUAUGUGAUGCUCGUCGUUUAAAGCGACGCAGACAGGGUGGCGAGAGUGGAGAAACAGAAGAGUCAUUGUCUGUUCUUUUGAGUUUUGAAGAUCAGUCUUUGCCUGACAAAGUGAAGUUAGGAUAUAUAAAUUAUCCUGUAUGUGCCGAGUACGUUAAGAUGUUACAGGUGUCAAGCUUUAUUGGCAUGUGGCAGCAGUGUGUAGGAGGGAGGGUCCAAGGUGUGAGAAAUGUGCAGAAGGGCAUGAGACAAAGGAAUGUGUAGUAUUAGGGGAAAGUAGUGGAAUGUGUUAAUUGUAGGGGUGCCCAUUGCGCUGGGGAUCAGACAUGUCCCGUGCGAGAGAGGUAGGUUGAGGUUUCCAGGGUUAGAGUAGAGCAGAAGAUGUCAUCCGCUGAGGCAGUGAAGAAAGAUGGGUUAAGGGGGAGGAGUGGUAAGAGUAGUAGAGAUAUACCAGUACAGAGGGAUGGGCCAAAAAGUUAAAUAUGUUUCAGUAAGAUUGGAUUUUUAGCUUUUAUAGCAGUGGUUAUUAAUUAUACUGCAGGGAUGGUUCGGAAGUAACAGAAAAUGGAGGUUGUGGUGGCAGCUGCUGAGAGGUAUUUGGGUGUGUAAGUUACAUGAUGUAUUAAGUGGUUAUGUCCCAUUCUUUCAGGGUGAUGGCAUGAGGUAAGAAUAAAUACAUUACAUUUUUGGAGUAGGGGGGUGUUUAUUUUAUAUAAUUUUGAAACUAGUGAGUAUAGUGUUAGAUGGUAGGGUAUUUAUUUAGUACAUUAUUUUUCAAGAAAAGUAUAAGGGAGUUGUACUCCAGUCUAGUAGAUGGCGGUAAUGCAACAAAUUGGAUGUCAACCGCUGUUAAAUCUCAUAGAAGAAGAAUACGUCAAAUAGCUUCCGGAUCUUUCCUUCGCAGGUCAAAAAUGUUUGCUGUCCGAAGCAUUCGAUCUUUACAAUUUACAUUUUCACAACUUGGAGGCACACAACAAUGUCUCAGAAGUCUGUCAGGCUCGUCUAAUGUAGUCAAGAAGAACGAUGACAUGCCUUUACAGAUGGAGAAUCCAUAUAAACAACCACAGAAGGGCUGCAUUCUCUGUAACAUCACAGUGGACUUCAAGAAUGUUCAGCUGCUGUCCCAGUUUGUAUCCCCACACACAGGAAGAGUUUACGGCAGGCACAUAACAGGUCUAUGUGGUAAGAAACAGAGGGAGAUCGGCAAAGCCAUAAAGAAAGCUCAUUCGAUGGGAUUCAUGUCUGUAACCCACAAGGACCCACAUUUUAUGAAAGAUCCAAAUAUCUGUGACAUCCGGCACUUGGAGUAACUGUGUCCGCCUGUAUUGUGGAUCUAGUCUAGCAUAGAUACUGUAAUUGUGUAUUAAAACAUUUUUCAAUGUGGAA